Molecule: messenger RNA, 8598 nt
Organism: Gorilla gorilla gorilla (western lowland gorilla)
Lineage: Eukaryota; Metazoa; Chordata; Mammalia; Primates; Hominidae
Gene: SRRM4
Product: serine/arginine repetitive matrix 4
Exons: 13
Coding region: 555-2396 (613 amino acids)
Biological process (GO): regulation of RNA splicing; mRNA processing; neuron maturation
Cellular component (GO): nucleus
Molecular function (GO): mRNA binding
Source: RefSeq, a predicted model, not a curated record
GGUGACAGGCGCACGCCCCGCCCUUUCUCCUCCCAAGACCUGCGGGCUUUUGUUAUGCAGAUGGCGGCAGGAGGCUGAGCCUGAGGAGGAGGGGGUUGGUGGGGAGGAGGAGAGACGGAGAGGGGGGAGGAAAGUGCAGCUCGCGCGACCAGCCUCCUCUUCCAACGUCACAUUGUGCGAGAGACAAAACCCGGGCGCGCCGGAGCUCACACGCGCACGCACACACAUCCGACCCCGUCGCCUCUUCUCUCCUGGUGCUGCCCAGAAAGCCAGCCCUCCCUUCCCUUCUUGGGGCGCAGAGGCUCAGCCAGCUCAGAGCGCAGCCUGGAGCCGACCCAGAAGGGCGAAGAAAGCACGGCGGACGAGCCUCCUUUCUCUGCUGCCUGCCCGGGCUGGGGCGUCCCAUCCCCCGCCCUGAACUCCGAUCUCUCCCACCCCACCCCUCUCUGGGUUUCACCCGGACAGAGCCCGGAGCUGGGUGUCGCCCCCGUUUGGAAUCCACGUUUCAGCACUUUGGACAGCGCCCCGGACGCCCCGGCCCCUUUGGGUUGGCGAUGGCGAGCGUUCAGCAAGGCGAGAAGCAGCUUUUUGAGAAGUUCUGGCGAGGAACCUUCAAAGCGGUAGCCACCCCCCGUCCCGAGAGCAUCAUUGUCGCCAGUAUCACGGCCCGCAAGCCGCUGCCAAGGACAGAGCCCCAGAAUAGCCCCAUUGUCCCAGCUCAGGAUGGACCCUCAGAAAAUCUGGGUCAGCAUCUGGCCACCGAGCCCUUGGGCACCAACAGCUGGGAGAGAGACAAGACCUGUCGGGAAUUGGGUGCCACUAGAGGACACAGUGCCUCUCAUGACAAAGACUUGACACCACCACCUUCCUCCAGGGGAAAGAAGAAAAAGAAGAAAUCCACUCGGAAGAAGAGAAGGAGGUCCUCAUCCUAUAGCCCAUCACCUGUCAAGAAGAAGAAGAAGAAAAGUUCCAAGAAACACAAGCGACGCAGGUCAUUCUCCAAGAAGAGAAGGCACAGCUCCUCUAGCCCAAAAAGCAAAAGAAGAGAUGAGAAGAGGCACAAGAAACAAUCUCGAAGCCGGCCCCGAAAGUCUCACCGCCACCGCCAUCACCGCUGCCCCUCGCGGUCCCAGAGCUCGGAGUCCCGCCCCUCAAGCUGUGAGAGCAGGCACCGCGGCCGGUCCCCUGAGGAAGGGCAGAAGUCCCGCCGAAGGCACUCCCGCCGCUGCUCCAAGACCCUCUGCAAGGACAGCCCUGAGGCCCAGUCCAGUCGCCCACCCAGUCAACCCCUCCAGAUGCUUGGCUACCUGUCAGCCAGGGGUGUAAUCACUGGGUCGGGGUCUGCUGCUGACCUCUUUACCAAAACAGCCAGCCCGCUCACCACCUCGCGAGGACGUUCCCAGGAGUACGACUCAGGAAAUGACACGUCCUCGCCACCCUCCACGCAAACCAGCUCAGCCAGGUCUCGGGGCCAGGAGAAGGGGAGCCCCAGUGGGGGCUUGAGCAAGAGCCGGGAGCUCAACAGUGGCAACACCUCUGAUUCAGGGAACUCCUUCACCACCUCCUCACCCCAGAACAAGGGGGCCAUGUUGGAGAAUCUCUCCCCCACCAGCAGGGGCAGAGAGUCAAGGGGAUUUCAGUCACCGUGUCUGGAAUGUGCCGAAGUGAAGAAGUCCAGUUUGGUCCCAUCCACAGCCCGGAGCUCACCCAUGAAAGGGUGCUCCCGCAGCUCCUCCUAUGCCAGCACCCGAUCCUCCAGUCACUCAUCCCGAUCCCCAAAUCCCAGGGCUUCCCCCAGGUACACCCAAAGCCGAUCCACCUCUUCUGAAAAAAGGUCCUACUCCCGCUCUCCCAGUUACUCCUCCAAGUCUGGCAAGAGGAGCCCGCCCAGCAGAAGCUCUCGGUCCCGCCGCAGCCCUAGCUACUCCCGCUACAGCCCCAGCAGGGAGCGGGAUCCCAAAUACAGUGAGAAGGACUCCCAGCAGCGGGAGCGCGAGCGAGCGCGUCGGAGACGUCGGUCCUACUCGCCUAUGAGAAAGCGCCGGAGAGACUCCCCGAGCCACCUGGAGGCCCGGAGGAUAACCAGUGCCCGGAAACGCCCCAUCCCCUACUAUCGGCCCAGCCCCUCUUCAUCCGGCAGCCUCAGCAGCACCUCCUCCUGGUACAGCAGCAGCAGUAGCCGCUCGGCCAGCCGCAGCUACUCCCGGAGCCGGAGUCGGAGCCGGAGCCGGAGCCGGAGACGGAGCCGGACCCGCACGAGCAGCAGCUCUAGCUCCCGCAGCCCUAGCCCGGGCUCCCGCAGCCGGAGCCGGAGCAGGAGCCGGAGCCGGAGCCGGAGCAGGAGCCGGAGCCGGAGCUACAGCUCAGCAGACAGCUACUCCAGCACGAGGCGCUAAGUGCCCCUGAGCCAGCUGCCCGUGGGGGCCCCUUCGCGCUGCCAGCCUCCCCCAACCACCUGCCCUCCCCGCCUUCUUGGUGACAGAUAGUGAGGGCUCCUAUACCUUGUCCUUCCUGCUUGCCUAGGGGAAGAGGAGAAGAGGGUAAGGGGGCUUCACUCUCUAGAUCAACCUGCUAGGAGCCUCUACCAGCAUCAUCCUGGGGCCCAGCUCAGGCCUGGGCAUAUGGAAAGAACCAUCAUCUUGUGGCACAAAAAAAGAAGAAAGAAAAGAAAACCUCAAGGUUUUGUGAGAAGCAAUGGGUCUGUGACUCAAAAAUUGAGCCCUGGCCAGGAAAAUGUGGAGACAGUUCUUCUCCUCCACUGCUCACAGGAGACCUGUGGUAAUUCUCCCCACCUCCCCGGAUGCUCCCCUAGUCCAACUUCAUGGCUGCACGUGGAUGGACCCCCAUGUCUGAGAGAGGUGAAAAGAGGAGACCAAUGGCAGUUCAGGUUCAAGAUAACGGGGUCAGGCCUUUAACUUCCUCAAACAGGCCCAAGCAAAGGCUGGAAGACACUUGGCUCCUAGAAGAAGGGAUAUCCUUGAAUACCAGAUGUGGACAUUUGACUUGGUGGGAGGUGUCAGGAGAUAGGAGUUGGUUAAGAUGAUAGAUAGAAAAAAGGAAGGGUUCAGCUGCUGCUCCCAAUAUCUCAGCAUGGUAAGGGGACAGAGCCCAGCAGAUCCCAGCUGUGGAGAGGCCACUGCACGGCUGACACAAAACACCUCUUGGCCAUUCACAGGGGCCCUGCAACCUCACGAGAAAGGAGAUAGUGGAAGAGUCAGGACAGGUUGGUCUCCAGCCCCACUUCCCAAAUAUGCCUCAGCCCCACUAGCUGGCACCAACUUAAUUCCACGGGACCAUCUGCUGAACAUUCCCCAGUGCCAUGGCCAGUUGCCAGGCCCCAGCGCCAGCCAGUCUGGCCUUACCCUCCGGUUGGCGCCUGCCAGCCCCCUCCUCUCUGCCCAGGCUGCCACGCCCUGGAUGCCACCCAGUGCAGCCUGGCACCUACCCACCCACCCUUCAGCUUAAGCCACUCCCCUUGCCUCUCAGGAAUUUUGCCAGGAUGGGGCACAGCGGCUCAGGUUUGGGGGAAAAGACCCGAAUCCAGAGUGCAGGGGAGAGGGGCUUGGAUAUGCCAUGUCUUGGGCUCCUGCUGGCUUCUGGGGUUUCUUGUCAGCUUGGGAAAGACCCACCUUUAUUUUUGCCCUCACCCCAAGUCCCCCCUGGCUGGGGCUGGGCAGAGAGGGUAAGCUGAUCUCCGAUACACAAAUACCACCAGCUGCUUCAUCCACAGAAGGCGCUAAGAACAGGGAGGUGAGGAAUAAGAUCCUUAAAAUAAACUCUUGGGCAUCCCCCUCACCAGCUGACUGGCUUUCCGGAGGCUUGUGGGUGAGUUUCAAGUUUGUGGUGGCAACAGCAGCAGGACAGGGCACGGAGGGAGCGAGGGAGAGAGGACUGGUCCCAGCUUUUGGAUAUUUUGGGUUAUGGGGAAGCAGGGGCCAAACAUUCUUUAUCCCUCCCACCCCAGGGAAAACAUUUGGAAAAUAGUCCUUUUUCUUGGAAGCAGUGACGUCUCCCUACCCAAUCUUUCCAUCCUAUCAACCCAUGAGGCUAGAGACUGUCAUGCAACCACCACCACGACAGCCCUUCCUCCAUCAGAAGACAGGAGCGAGGGCCCCGGGCAGCAGUGGACGACCCAGCCUCCCCAUACCGGGCCUCUGGCCCAGACCUAAGCCCUGCCCACAAAGACUAAUGGAUGCCAGUACUGUCACUGCAGAAGGCCAGAUGGCAGGUGCCUGGGACAGGGGCAGGUGCCCCAGGGAGGGCAAGUACAGCCACUGUAAAUAACCCUCGUCCCUGCCCAGGAACCCAGACUGGACUUCAGUCUCCCUCCAUGGAGACAAAGGCUUCCCAGAGCCACCAAAAACCUUCUUAGCAGGACAGCUGUGAGAGGCAUCAGAGCCUCACGUUCGGACUGCCUUCAUCAAGACAACUCUAGGGGACCAUUUUGCCUGGGGCUCCUAGCAAACCUUUUUAUUUAUUUUAUUUAUUUAUCUGUUUAUUUAUUUAUUUAUGUGAUGACUGUCUCUCUCGCCAUUAGCAGUAUUGAAUUAUUUAUUUAUUUAUACAGAGGUUUUGUGUGUGUGUGUGUGUGUGUGUUGGGGGGAUCUCCUAAAUUAUUUUUUGUGCAUCUCCUUUUUUUUCUGCUGUUUUUUAUGGAUGGGAUUUGAGAGGCCAAAGGUGAGUGGGCUAUUGGCCUUCUCCCUGAAGGCUCUAAGCCUGGAACACCCUGGGGUUGGCCCAGAAGGAGGCACAUCAAUCCCAAAAUUCAUCACUUAACCCAGCGUCCGGGAGGGUCAGGCCUGUACCCCAGCCUCCUGUCCCCCAGGAACCUCACAGGGGUAUCAAAAAGAUGUAAACAGCCCAGAGGCUUAUGAGCUACAGUGAUGAAUUGACACAGUGGAGUUGCAACUUAGGUGGGGGUUGGAGUCGAAAGUUGGCAAAUGGGGCCAAGGCUGCAUAAAGUCGAAAUCCCUUGUGAAUGUCCCUUAGGGAGGCACCAGAUUGGAGACAGAUGUGCUAUCUCCUAGCAGAGUGAUGAGGCUUCAGUUGAGUACUUACUGAAGUAGUUGCCUUGUAUUUUGAGGGCCAUGGUGGAUGAAAAUGAUGUCUGGUUUAGUACUGGAAUUGCACUUGGGGUUGACAAGGUGCUCACACCAUGAGAAUGGAGGCAGGAAUUGAGCUGACUGAGGGAAGAUGCACAUUGAUCUCACCCUCACUCCAAGGCACAUAGCAGGAUCACUCCCUAGCUUCUCUGAGCACACCUAGUUGGUUUCAUGUAUGUUACACAUGCUUCCACUCCACAGUACCUAAUUUCUCUCUGUCCCCUGAGAUCUGAAGGCUACCUUGGGAAGAGGCAUCAGCCAUCUUGCUUGAGAACCACCAAGCCAAAAGCAAAAGUUUUUAUCUAUGAUCUCUUGCUGUUCCAUCAGGGGAAAGCACAAAGCUAUUUCUGAAAUUAGGAAAAAAGAAAAAAAAAGGUGGAAGGAGCAGCCAGAUGUUCCACAGGACCCCACCAAGAAGGUCAUUUCCAAACCCAUCCUGGAAGGGCCCAGGAUCCAAAGGUCAUCAGUCCUGCUUAUCUGACCAACUGGCAGUGUCUUCUGGCUGCUGGCCAGAGACAGCUCUUGCCCUUUCCAAAGUCACUGUCCACUGCCUUGCAAUUGCCAGCUUUUCUGGUCCAGCUUUGGGUUUGGUGAGACUUUUGCAACAUCCCUGGUUGUUUCCCUGGCAAUGUGACUAUCCAGCCCUAACCCAAAGCAAGGGAGUGCCCCUUUCCUGGGGGAAGUUUACAAGAAGGCUGCUUAAAUGCCUGCUUCGGGGAAAUCUCUGCCUCUCUCUCUCUCUCUGUCUCUCUCUCUCUCUCUCUCAGUGUAUUUCUCUACUUUCUUUUACAUUUCCUUUCUUUCUAUCCAAAAACAAUGUGCUUGUUGAGGCACUGGUAACCCUGAUUAACCAGAACCUCCCAUUCCCAGUAUCGCUGUUCCUACUCCCAUUUCACCCUCAUUACCUUCUGCUUCCAAGGAAUAUGACAGAUCACCAGGAUGCUGCUCGUCGUGAGGAUUUAUCUCAAAAACCAACAUCCAAAAUGGGAGGGAGAUGUGGCUUGAGGUCAAGCACCAUGCAUCCCAAGCCUUUGACCUUCCCGCUAUGGAAGUGCACUGGAUGACAGAAACUGAAUACAUUGCUCCCUUUCCCUAGGGCAAAGUUCCCACCUCUGUUAAGUGGAGGGAUUUGUGAGAUAAAAAUUCAAAAUGUUGGCCUGAGGCCUGAGAGUGUCACCAAAGACAGAGGGAGCUUCACCGAGACUCAGAGGGAAAAGGAAAAGAGCCUCAAACAUUUUUAGGAGGUUCUCCAUCAUGAAAGUAAAAACGAAAAGCAAGAUUUGAUCUCCCUUCAGUUAAUUAGGCAAGGCUAAGUAACUCAAAGCCCCGUAUUAGUAACAUUCUGGUUCACUGAGGUUUGAUCAUAUUCCUAUCUGCAUUCCUUCCCUUCUUUGAAGGACAGCUGAUCUUUCAGAAGCAGAAUAAAAUUAAGAUGUUAGAACAAAGGUCUCAGUCUCAGAGAACCGCAUCACUUCAUUUGCUCAGACCCAUCCUCUUUUGCAAAAGGGUCUGCUUGGAGAGGCCAAAAUUCAGGGUGCUCUCAAAGGCAAAGAAAGCACAUUGUUUUCCUUCUCCAGUCCAACUUUCAUCUUUUCUUCUGCUGUUUUCUUUUCCCCUCUUCUUUUUCACAAAUGUUCAAAAUGGUCACAUGCACAUGUGUCUUGCCCCGCUUUCCCCUUUAGCUGAACAGAAAAUUUUGUCUCAGUAAAACGAAGUCAAAAAACAGGAUUCCUCCAAACAUGCCUCCUCCCGCACUGGCCAGCCGAGUCCAGCUGAGAAACUUAUGCUAGAUUCGAUGUCAUUGAGCAAUGCUUUAUUGAAAUCUCGUUCUUCUCACUUCUGCACCAGUGAGCCAAUGAUACUGACAGAAAUGUCAUCUCUCCUCUAUCUGUGGUUGCUGUUUUUGGAGUAAAAGUUUCUGUGUGUGUUUUUUUAGUUCUUUUGAUGGCUGCUGUUUUGCAUUGUAAAUACCAUGCUGGGGGACCCCCAUCAGAACAUGGCUUAUUUAAUAAUUUAUUUCCUAUUUAUUGAGUAAUAUUGGGAAAAGAGAAGGACCACCUCUUUCCCUGAAUUGCUAUUGAGAAUUGGUCCAUCUCCCAGCUCCAGGUGCUGCUGUCUGCAGCAAGGGCAUUACUGCCCAGGUAAGGAGUGCUAGAAUCACCAAGCAAAUUGAAAUUGGCAGAAAUGGAGGCUUCAGUCAUACAAAUUAGACUCAAAUGGAACUAAAACACUGGUUAUCUCCAGGAAAACCUCAUUUAGAUGGAAAUUAAUUGAAGAAUAGAAUGCCUACACAUGAACCAACUUCUAUUAAAAAGUCACAACUCCUUGAAAAAAAAAUAAAGAAAAAUUGUAAACUCUUUUUUUUUUUCUGGCCAAGGAAAGCUAUGCCUCAUCUUCUAACAAGCCAAGCCAAAAAGACUGCAAUGGUAUUCCUAUGUGUUUCUUUGGCCUGUGUAUCAGUCUGAAUGAAACGGAAUGGGUCUCUAGCUUCAGUCUUGUCAUCUGUAAAAUGGGGCUUGUCCUAUAUAUUAUCUGCAAGAUGUGGGAAAUGGGGGCUCAAGCCCUGAUGCUAUGGACUCCAUACUGUUGGAUAUAUUGUCCCUUGUGUCUUCUGCUGACUGCAGAUUAAAGGGUGUCAACCAAGGAAGGAAACAAAAAAGUAGGGCCUGGACUUCAUUUGCAGAGUGAGGUCACAGUCGUUGAGUCCCACAGUCAUAUAUGGGAGACCUCAAGUUGCUGUCACCUUGAUAACUCUUGUAUCCUGGGUUAAAGCCCUCUGUAUUUAGUUUGAACUUCUCUCUAAGCCCCGUGGUCCAAAGUCAUCACGGGAGAGACCAAGAUGGGCUUACCUUGCCCUGCUCUGGAUUUAACCACUGUUCAUUGUCAGGCUAUAUUUUUGUACAAUCAUUCAAAUAACCCAGUGACAUAGGUCAUAUUACCACUUUUCAGAGGAGGAAACUGAGGCCCAGGAGGGGGAGUUGACAUGCCCAAGCUCCCUUGAGCUCAGAUGGGCUUGACUCAAUGUCCAACGUUCCCUUGGUAGCUUUUUCUCUGGGGUCCUGUGCUAUAAGAACUUCUCUCUGCACUGUAUUUUUUUUUCUCCCAAUUCUUAGCUAUUUCCUCAAGCAAUGAUUGGCCAAGGACCUAGCAUAAUCCACGACAUUGGCCAAGGGGACGUGGUGCACCCCAAGGCCAUUUCUCUGCAUUGGAGGCUGCGAAUCUCCUCUGGAAAAUUCCCAACCCGAGGACCCACCAUGAGCCCAGCUCAGCCUGACCAGACAGCCUCUGCCUGGAGCAUCCACAUCAGAUGGAAAGAAGCUGCUGUGUCCUCCAGCAUCCUGGGACCCUGUCCUCUGCCCAGUGACACAGCAGCCAUGGCUUGCUUGAUUUCUGGUCUCCAAAGCUAAGCAUAACCUUCCCGGGGUUUCUGGUUUUUCAGCCUGUACGAAACAUGUCUCUGUUCUAAUUAAAGGUCCCAUGGUAUGGUGUUCUCAUA